AUGCUCAAGAAGGUAUUAACUUUCAAACUCUUACAGGCCCUCAUAAGCAUAAAUGAAGACCCAACUUAUGAAGGUUUCUGCACACAGCUCCGGACAUUGGACAACUGUCUUACCAAGCUCAAGAGUAUACAGAACAGUGGCAGAAGAUAUUAUACACCUGCACUGACAAAUAACCCAGCCACUUAUACACCCGCACCGAAGAACAAUGAUGCAGAUGUCAUGGACUGGAUAGAUUCAAAUGCCUAUGCACAAGCAAGAGUUUCCGCUGUUUGAACAGGCUUUCGAGUCCCUGGGAUCACUCCCGAAGAA
This is a messenger RNA of Blastomyces dermatitidis ER-3, 309 nucleotides long. RefSeq lists its product as uncharacterized. The transcript has a single exon. The record is from RefSeq and is a predicted model, not a curated record. Bases 1 to 273 code for a protein of 90 amino acids. Lineage: Eukaryota; Fungi; Ascomycota; Eurotiomycetes; Onygenales; Ajellomycetaceae.